ACAAACAAGCCUCCCGGUCUAUCUCUAUCUGUUGCAUUCUCAUUCUCACACAUUACAACGCAUCCGAUUACGUUUCCAACCCCACAUCUCUCUCCAAUCUUUGUUCAUUCUUUCCAUACAUACUUUUCAAUUCUUCUAGAAUCUAUCAAUCAAUUGUAUCAAUAUUUAACUACACAUCAUAUUGUUUAUCUGUAAUUUUGGUUUCUGUUCCAGAUCCAACCAUGGAUUUCAUGAAAGUUAUCGAUCAAACAGUCCGCGAAAUAAAGAGGGAGGUGAAUUUGAAAGUCUUGAAAAUUCCUGAGAUCGAACAAAAGGUCUUGGAUGCAACAGAUGAUGAACCUUGGGGUCCUCAUGGUACUGCAUUGGCAGAGAUAGCACAGGCCACAAAAAAAUUCUCUGAAUGUCAGAUGGUGAUGAAUGUUCUCUGGACAAGAUUAAGUGAAACUGGAAAGAAUUGGCGCUAUGUCUACAAGGCAUUGACUGUUGUAGAGUAUUUGGUGGCCAAUGGAUCUGAACGUGCGGUUGAUGAAAUAAUAGAACACACUUAUCAAAUCUCGUCUCUAGUGAGCUUUGAGUAUCUUGAGCCAAGUAGGAAGGAUAUGGGGAUCAAUGUGAGGAAGAAGGCUGAAAAAAUUGUCUCUCUUUUGAAUGAUAAAGAUAAAAUACAAGAAGUUAGAAAUAAAGCUGCUGCAAACCGGGAUAAGUUCUUUGGACUUUCAUCCUCUGGAAUAACAUACAAGUCAGGUUCAUCCUCAUUUAGUGGCAGCAACUUUCAGAGUAGUGAUCGGUAUGGAGGUUUUAGUAGUAAAAGAGAGAGCGAUGAAUAUAAAGGAAAUUAUAAGGACAAGGAUCGAUUUGGUGAAAAAAAGUUUGACCAGAGUACUUCUACCAAGCCAAAUCGAGGGGUUACCAAUGAGAAUCAAGGAAGCACCCCAAAGAAGGGGUCUACACGCCAUGGCAGCAAGAGACAAGAUACUUCAGCAUCUGGUGGAUCAAGGUCAGCAACAGUUAUUAAUGACUCUGAUAAGCAUUCUUCAGUUCCCACACAAAGCUCUAGUGCACCUUCAAAUAAUUAUGAUGAUGACUUUGAUGAUUUUGAUCCGCGAGGAAUAUCCAGUGCGAAAUCUGCUGCUGGGGACUCUAACCAAGUGGAUCUGUUUGGGCAAAGUUUGGCUGGUGACCUCAUUAAUGCUCCAGCAUCUGUUCCCAAAGAAAUGUGUACUGUGAAUGGCAAUUCUUCAGAGGUUGAUCUGUUUGCCGAUGCAGCUUUUGUAUCAGCACCACCCCAUGUAGAAGCAGGGGCAACUUCUGAGACUCAGACCAAGGUUGAUCUGUUUGCCUCUCAACCUGCCUCAUCUUCUGCAGUUUCUUCAUCAAUUGACUUUUUUGCUGCUCCUGACCCAAUUGCACUACCGGAGAAAAAUUCUUCAAAAUCUGACAUGAUGAAUACUAAUGCUGCUGAUCCCUUUGCUAUAGUUUCUCUGAACAAUUUUGAUGGAUCUGAUAUUUUUGGCACAUUCACUUCUAAAACUGAUUCAGUAUCUACAGAGGCCAAGGAGAAACCUAAUGGAAGCCAUAACAACUUGAAUGAAAAGUCUUCAGCCGAGUCUGAGCCUCCACCCAAGAAGGAUCCUUUCCAAGUGAAAUCUGGAAUAUGGGCAGAUUCUCUGAGCCGUGGACUGAUUGAUCUUAAUAUAGCUGCUCCCAAUAAGGUAUCUCUUGCAGACGUUGGCAUCGUAGGCCUGAGUGAUGGCUCGGAUGAGAGGGAGAAGGUACCCCCAACUUCAUUUUACAUGGGGAGAGCCAUGGGUACCGGGUCCGGUCUUGGUGCAUCUGGGUUUACAUCAUCAUCGGGAAAUGUAGGAGAUGACAUGUUCUCAACCAUCGGCAGCCAACAAUAUCAAUUUGAUAGCUUCAAAAAAUAAUAUUCCUUUAUCAAUUCUUUUUCAUCGUAUUGAGUGUUUGGCUCAAAAUCUGAAGAGCAUUCGAGAAUUGGUGUGUCUAUAUUAUUAUACAUCAUAAUGAUUUGGUGAUAA
This is a messenger RNA of Camellia sinensis, 2036 nucleotides long. Its product is annotated as clathrin interactor EPSIN 1. Gene Ontology annotation, molecular function: phospholipid binding; clathrin binding. The record is from RefSeq and is a predicted model, not a curated record. NCBI's taxonomy places the organism in Eukaryota, Viridiplantae, Streptophyta, Magnoliopsida, Ericales, Theaceae. Gene Ontology annotation, cellular component: plasma membrane; endosome; clathrin vesicle coat. Gene Ontology annotation, biological process: endocytosis.